Molecule: messenger RNA, 1626 nt
Organism: Onychostoma macrolepis
Lineage: Eukaryota; Metazoa; Chordata; Actinopteri; Cypriniformes; Cyprinidae
Gene: ftcdnl1
Product: formiminotransferase cyclodeaminase N-terminal like 1
Exons: 7
Coding region: 382-1374 (330 amino acids)
Molecular function (GO): transferase activity; folic acid binding
Source: RefSeq, a predicted model, not a curated record
AAACAAGCCACAACUGAUCGGACGCUUCCCAUAAACAAAAGGAUUAUGUAGCGGCGACUGCGCGACCUGCAGCACUAAGACUGAAACCAUCACUGCAAAACCAGAGCAAAGAAUAACGCCGCAUGAUCCGAACUAAUCCGACCGGUUUUGUGAAACGGUUCAACUGAUUCAUUGAACAGUCUCGACUCAAUAGAACGAAUCGUUCAUGAAUCGAACAUUGCUAGCGGAAACAGCUGGGAGCAUGUGUGAGCUGUUCUGGAGUCUCACGCCUUCAAGUGUGGCAUAUUGUGCCUGAAAAACAAAAAAUGUAGCGUCCCUGGGUUGACCGAGAACCUGGUUUGGGGUCUGUGGGCCAGUAAAGUAUUUCUGCUUUCUUGAGGGAUGUCCUGCUCUGCUCUCGGUCGACGGCUGGUUGCAUGUCUCCUGAACAUCUCAGAAGCUCGGAGAAGAGACCUGGUGGAGACUGUGGCUAGAUCAGCCAUCACUGACACACAUGGAAAAAAGCGUGAAGGCAUCACAGUGCUAAACAUCUUCAAUGAUGUUGACUACAACCGCUCUGUCAUCACUAUUGUUGCAAGCAUUGACCUAAUAAGGGAGGCUGUACUGUCGGCUUGUGAGCGUGCAUGCUCUCUGAUUGACAUGAAUGUCCAUGAGGGCAUCCACCCAUGCAUGGGUGCAGUGGAUCUAGUGCCUCUCUAUCCACUGGGGGAGGAGGUGGGCCUUGAGGAUUGUGGAAGAGAGGCCCAGGCAUUAGCCACGGCUCUAACGGAACGAGUCACAGGUACCAGUGUCUUUUUGUUUGGCUGGGCUGAUACUCCUCAGCAUCGAGGUCUGGCUAAGAGGAGAAAGGAGAUUAGCUGGUUCAAAAAGGUCUUGGAUAUGUCAACCAUCCAGCCAGAUGUAGGUCCACAGCCCACAAGGAAAUAUGGUGUUACGGGUGUUGGAGCCAGCCCCUAUGUUAUGAACUGUAACGUGACCAUUGAAACCCAGGAUCUGGCUGUGGGCCGAAUCGUGGCUUCAGCAAUCCGUGAAUCCAGUCCUGGCGGUAUCCCUGGAGUUCAGGUCAUGGCUCUACCACAUGAAGGUGCUGUGGAGAUCGCUUGUAAUGUAGAGAGUGUUCAAGGUGGUCCUCCAUCUUCAUCUUAUGGUGAGGAAAAAUGGCCAAGCUUUACCGUUGGAGGGCAAAACUUUUGCCAUGCUCCAGCCUCACUAAUCACAGCACGAGUAGCAGAACUGGCUAGACACCAUGGUGUGGCCAUCAAGGGUACGGCCCUGGUGGGCUUUACCCCACAUGAGUGCCAGAGACUGGCAGUGGGAGCACUCUCAAAUGGCAUUGGAGAGUUCUGGAAAGAGCUGCAGCGUGUGCACAUGUGAACAAGCCAAAAGCUUUCACCUCUGUGCUAAAUUGCAGACUAAUCAAGGGUUAAUUAGAGGGCAUCGAUUCAGCCAUCAACAACUUACCUGUUUGUUUACAAGAACAGUGCUUAAAGGUAUAUUUCAGCCAAAAAUGACAAAUCUUUCAUUAUUUACUCGCCCUCAUGUCACUCCCAACGCCUAUAUGUCUUAUUGUCCUUCUGUGGAACACAAAAAAGAAUUUUAGGAACAAUGGUAACCAUAAACUUACAU